AUGCUGCCUCUCCUUGCCCUGUUUCUCCUGAUUGGGCCGUCAGUGUGCACUACAGCAGGAGACAGAGAAGAACUGGCUUUCGGUGCAGAUGCAGAGUCCUGGGUGACUGUGAACCUGAAGGGACUCCCCAUCGCCAGCAUUGAACUGCAGCUUCAGGAGUUGAAGAGAAGCCGGACUCGCCAGUUCUAUGGUCUGAUGGGGAAGCGGGUGGAGGGAAUACAUCCGAUCCAGUCAACGGAGAGAAUGGGGUAUCAGCUGGGACGUAUAGUGCAGGACCUCCUUGGCACAAGAGAAGGAACCUGCAGACAGGAGACAAGUCACCAGAGUGCAGGGCCCGGAGCACUGGCCAGAGAAAGCCUCCAGAGUCAAGAGGAAGAUGAGACUCCCCUAACCACCAGCAGCAUGUAGCGCUCUCCCUCAGCACAGAAGAGGAUGGCCAGAGUUCAGAGAGCCCCAAGGGACACCUCCCAAAUGAUGCUGUGCCCAUCUCUCCCCUGAACAUCACAGCUGAGCCUCAGUCAACAGACCUGUGUCUUCUGUCCUCAACCUGGGUAUUUCCUGCCAGCCCCACACCAACCAAACUCUGCAUUUUUCCCAGGACUCUUGGCAUCUGGUAGCAACGACCCACAAAGCACUGUUGCCUCCUCACAAGCUGGACUGACCCAGCUCUCCCUUGUACCUAAGGCAAAGCUUCAUACUCUGUAUCCCAUGCCUAGCAUACAGUAGGGCUCAAUAAACGAGUUAGCAGUCAGAGGGAGCUUCCUCAGCCGUGCAGGGUAGAGGGUGGGACAUCAGAAGAGCAGGGAGUAACAUGACAGCCCAGGUCCAAUCUUACGGUGGGAAGAGCUUAAGGCCUGGCUAAAAUGGCAAUAGAGACAAGAAAGAGACCCUAGAGGAGAAGGUACUGCAUGCAUUGGGGUGGGGUCAGGAGUCUUCUUCCCUUGAGAUUCCUGAUGUUCCAACAGACGUCCCCCUCUGUGCUGAGGCUACGGCUCGGCAGGCUAAGGCGAUUGCUGCCAAGCCUGACAACUUGAGUUCAAUCCCCAGGACCCACAAGGCGGAAGGAAAAAAAUUGCCCUUUUACCUCUGUGUGUGUCAUCGCAUGUGUUACACAAAAUAAAAAGACAGUUUUGAAAAGAG
Messenger RNA from Grammomys surdaster, 1140 nucleotides. RefSeq names its product tachykinin 4 (gene Tac4). NCBI's taxonomy places the organism in Eukaryota, Metazoa, Chordata, Mammalia, Rodentia, Muridae. The coding region runs from base 1 to 408 and encodes 135 amino acids. The record is from RefSeq and is a predicted model, not a curated record. The transcript has 5 exons.